GUUGCACAAACAUAUUUGAGACUGCUGAAGUAAUAUAUCACAUAACACGUUUUAUAUUGACGACAGUUUAUAAUCCACCCUCCAGCUGCGCGCGAUGCACUGUGUAAACCACCUAGCCUAGCAUCAUUAGCUACGCCUACUAGCAAGCUGCUUUGUUAGCGUUUUUUUUUUUUUUUUUGUAACACACAAACCAAGUGAUGGAAUUUCGUGUUCGUUCUUCGCCAUCAACAGUGUUACGGUGCUAAUAGGACUGACGAUGCACAUGUAGUGUGAAAAGGUAUUACCUACAUAACGAAGUGUGAACAUGGAUCAGACCUGCAGUGCUCCCGCUGCUCCGGCCGGAUUGACCGUGCAGGUGUGUUUCCCUGCCGUGCGUGCUGCUGUUUUGGACAAUCUGAACCGCCAGCGGGAGGAGGGCAGGUUGUGCGACCUCUCCAUCCAGGUGCAAGGUCAGGUGUUCAGGGCGCACCGCUGCGUACUCGCUGCAUCCUCACCUUACUUCCAUGACCAGGUAUUGCUGAAGAAUGUUACGACUGUUUCGCUCCCUUCAGUUAUGGACCCUGUGGCCUUUGAGAGCGUCCUGAGUUCGGCCUACACGGGUCAGCUGAGCAUUGUACAUGAUGACAUUGUCAACUACGUCACUGUGGCCAGUUUCCUCCAGAUGUGGCACAUUGUGGACAAGUGCACUGAGAUCCUGAAACGGCCCAGGUCCUCAGUGGAAGUGGGCCCCGGAGAGGCCCCCGCCGUGGCCCCGGGCUCUGCCUCUCGGCAGCAGUCUCCCAGCAGCACUGACUGCAUUUACAUGGAAAGGGAAGACAGAAGGAAAGAUAGGAACCCUGAUGCUCUUCCUCCCUUAGCCACGUGGAGAAGACCACAGCAGUUUCCUCGAUGGGGGCGCCAGAAGCCCUCAUCAGCCCAGCACUUAGCCGACUCUCAGCUGGACAGCUUCGCUGGCUGUGCAGAGAGCGAAUACUCAAACUCUGAGGAGACGUGGCUAUCGAGCAACACCAAAACGAGCCACUUUGGUCACGACGGACCUGGACACUACAGCAGGCACCAUGGGGGAUUCCCUGGUGGUGAGCCCUUAAAGCAGAGAGCCAGAUUUACACAGCGGGGUCCAACUCUGGGCGCUGAUAGACCGCUGGACAAGAACAGAGAGAGCAGAGAGAGUGAUGAACUCCAAGAGAAGAAGAGGAAUGAGAAACGAGCGAUUGAGCCAGAUGAAGGAGUGGGAGAGCAAGAAGAGAGGAAGGAGAGCUGUGCUGAAAUGGGACACAGUGAAUUCCGCCAAAGCACAAAUGAGAGCCAGGAAGUUGGAAAAGCAGCAGGGAAAGGCGGUGCAGAGGAGAAGGUGGGAUCGAAUCCCUCUGCAGACUUAGCCAUCGCUCAUGGCUGUGACACGGCUGGUCCGGGUUCUGCCCAGCUGCCGUGGCAGGCCGCUUCCUGGUCUCAGCAAGAGCCCAGGCUGCAGGAGGGGGCAGGCGGCCCGUGUGGUAAAAACGAGGGCGAGGAGGAGGAGCUUGAAUGUUUUGGCAGAGACACAUACGAUGAGAUUGAGGACGGGACGGGGCAGGUUUCCCAGAGGCCUUUAGUGCCCGUGUCUCCUGACUUCACCACAACAGGCUCUGAGGGGACCUGGUCCUCUACCGGCAUGGGUCAGGGCGGCUCUUUGACCCCCACCUCCAGCCGCCAUUUGUCCCCGUCCACGGCUUCAUUCCCGCCCUCUUCUUCACCACCGACCCCAUCUUCCUCAUCCUCGGUGUCCCUCGCUGGCGCUCCUUACACAGGAAAAGUGCACUUCUGCCACUGCGGCAAAGCCUACACGCUGAAGAGCAUGCGGGACCGACACGUGAAGAUGCAGCACCUCAACCUGCGGCCCUUUGGCUGUCCUGUGUGUGCAAAGACCUUCAAGAUGAAGCACCACUUGACGAAACACCUCAAAACGCACGGCGGGCUGCGGCCUUACGAAUGCAACCUGUGCGGCAAGAAAGUGAUUUGGAGGGACAGCUUCUUGAGGCAUCAGGCCCGAUGCGAGCGGCUUGCCUCCGGCUCCUCGGCUAACAGUAACAGCACAAGCGCGGCGGCGGCGGCAGCAGAUAUGGAAGAGGGCUGCAGUUACGGCUUUGAAGACCGGGAGGCUUUUCUCCCCACAGGUGGACACGUGAAAGUGGAGCAGGUGGACUUUCAUGGGGAGAUGGAGGGCAGGAUGGAUGGACUUCUGGGGAACGUGUCUGGGAUUGUGGACAACCUCAGAUCUCAGUCGCAGCAUUUAAACGCGGGCAGUCACGUUUUUAAAGAGGAGGAACGAGAGAGUUUUGGCUGAAAUGAGCCGUUAAUGUGCAGCAGAGGCAUAAAAGAGAAAAACUCCACGAGGACCAUUAAAGGUCCCCAUGCACACUCUUGACCCGUGCACGCCCUCGACUUGAGAUGCGUUGUCACGAGUGUUUAAGUCACUUUUCAAAUGAUGCUUCUUUUUUUUUUUUUUACCUGGUGCAGUGUGAUGUUGCAUCGUGCAGACUGGUGUCUUGUUUUUUGACUUGCCUUUGUUGGGAGGAGAAAUGUUUUCUACUUUAUAUGGAAUUAUUGCCACUGUGGUGUUUUGUGGAAUAAUGAGGUAAAGCGUGUGAGGUUAAUGUUAGUGUUUUAACUGUGUAGAUGAAAAGGACUUCUGAUAAGAUGGCUCAAAAUUCACACCUUGAUUUUUUUCUUUUUUUUAUUAUGGUAAUUAUUAUCGUUUGUUUUUCCCAUCUGUGUUGCUGAAUACAGAACAGGGCUCAGAUUUGUUUAACUCAGUGUUUGCUUCUGGGCAAUACUUUGGUAAGUGAAUUACAAUGACAGCAAAAUCUGGCCAUAUUUUAGUUCACCAUUUAAAAACUUGCUCUGAUUGUAAUUCCUUUACUGCAGAAUUACCCGUCUGUCUGUCUGGCUGUUUGGUCGAUAUGUGUGCAAUACCUGGACAAAGACUUCAUGUAUCAAGUUGAAACUUGCAACACAAAGGUACCUCACUAAGACCUCAGAUAAGUUUGGAAGUGUUUCCAUAAACUGACCUCGCUGACCCUCAGUUUUUUUCUCAUCCAGAAACACGGCAGAAAGUCUGCAUUUUUGUUUCCUGCCUUACAGAUGUAGCUUGUACUUGGUCAAAUUAUUUUAUGUUUUUGUCAAACACUGAGUAUGAUCCAGUUAGACAGCAUUUUGCAG
Molecule: messenger RNA, 3198 nt
Organism: Thalassophryne amazonica
Lineage: Eukaryota; Metazoa; Chordata; Actinopteri; Batrachoidiformes; Batrachoididae
Gene: zbtb22a
Product: zinc finger and BTB domain containing 22a
Exons: 4
Coding region: 305-2323 (672 amino acids)
Biological process (GO): regulation of transcription by RNA polymerase II
Molecular function (GO): RNA polymerase II cis-regulatory region sequence-specific DNA binding; protein binding; DNA-binding transcription factor activity, RNA polymerase II-specific
Source: RefSeq, a predicted model, not a curated record